This is a messenger RNA of Penaeus chinensis, 3526 nucleotides long. It is a transcript of the gene Schip1, whose product is annotated as schwannomin-interacting protein 1-like. Gene Ontology annotation, cellular component: cell junction; plasma membrane. Gene Ontology annotation, biological process: positive regulation of hippo signaling. The transcript has 14 exons. The record is from RefSeq and is a predicted model, not a curated record. Lineage: Eukaryota; Metazoa; Arthropoda; Malacostraca; Decapoda; Penaeidae. The coding region runs from base 577 to 3102 and encodes 841 amino acids.
CUCUCGCCGUCCUCGGGCCACUCUCGCUCGCCACUCGCUCGCUUGAGUCGAACUACGAGUCGGUUCUGUAUUCCUCGCUCAUUCAUUGACGUGGCAAGCGAAUCUGCUGUUCUCGGGGCUUGUGAUUUGAGGUUUCAGUCUCGUCGUCCUCGUCGGCGGAGAAAUAAACAAAAACAAAAACAUAAAAAAAGCAAUAGAAAAAAACAUUUACUAUUCCUUUCUCGUUUUCGGUCAAGGAAGAAAACCCUCGUAUUGUUUUCUUUCGGCUUGUGUUUUGUAAGGGGAAGCGUUCGUGUAAGGAAGGCAGAGGACGGGUUCCAUCCGCUUGCAUACGAGUGUUUAGCCGAACUGUUGUGAGAAUCCCCGUGUGACCGCUCAUCCCAUUUUAAUAUUUAUUUUUGAAACGUCCCAGGAGUGGAUUCCUCUUGUGUGCCAUACGAGCAUCACUUGUGUCUGUGUGUGUGUUUCCCCCUCACUUUUUCCUCCCCCCUUUCAUUACAACGUAAACGAGAAAACGCUAAAAGAUCGACCAGGACGCCGGCAUGACCGCCAUGGAGCAAGAACAAGGAACUGGCUAUGCAUCUGAAGGAGAGCAACAUACCCAGGGGAGGCGGCGUGCUGUCCCUUGAGCCUUCUGAAGACAUCAAUAGAAACGCACGGUCGAGUAGUGGCAGCACAAGCCUGUCUGAGAAGCAUAUCUUCAACAACAACAACAACAACAACAAUACACUGGUCAACAACAACAACAUCAAUACUGCAGUCUGCGACAAGGAUAAUCAACCGGUUCUCAUUAUUGGCACAGCUGGAACGAAGAGUAGCCCGACAGACAGCCAGGUGGUGACACCGUGCCAGCUGGGUGCCAGAGAUGGCAUGAGUCACCCGUCACCCACUUCUUCGCUACCGGACCUCUCAGAGAACGGGAGUUGUGGCAGCGACCGCCUUCACCAUCCGUCGAUCUCCUCCGGGGGACCUAACCACCUGCGCCACAUCAGGUCCUCCUCCAACUGCUCUCUCUCAUCCAUUGACAACGACGAGUCUGACCUCGAGUCGUUCAGCUCGCUCGAGGUCGACAUCCCCCGGGGCGACGCCCAGGACUCGAAGCUCGCCAAGGAGAGGGACUCGAGGAGCCUCUUAGACUUCGAGGUGCUGGGCUACCACUCACGCCGGCCGAGCUCCUCUUCGUGCGGGUUCCAGGAGGCCGAGGCGUGGCCAGGGGACGGUCUGACGCAGCUCAGCCCCCAGUGUAAUGACCUCAGCCCCGACAAGAACACCACCAACAACAACAUCAAUGAACUAGCGAGCAGCGGGGCGUUCGUGAAGUCGUUCUACGAUAAGCCCAAGCUCCAGCUCAGCCCCGACGCGUAUGUGAACAACCGGGCCGGAGACGACAAUGGCAACGUAGCCUCUCCUGACGGGAAAAGCGCCGCCGGGGAAAUAUGUAACUCCUGCCCCUCCAGCCCUGACUCGCCCGGAUACGUAUCCGAAGACGAGAACCCCUCUGACAUCGAGCAGAAAAUGGCAGAGACCAAAGUGAAGAUGAACGAUGCAAUUCUGUCCAACGGGAAGGAGGAACUAGCACUCCACAGCCGGAAGAUGAAGCACUACAUCAAGCACAAGGAGCUGAAGGAGAGCUGCGGCGCUGCGGCCAACCUCAAGCACACCAACAACAACGCCCUCAAGCAGCCCAACUCGCUCAAGCUGCCCGACACCAACGACGGCGACAACCGCUACACGCAGGUGCCCGAGAGCCCCAUCGUGGACGCCUACGAGAAGGAGUGCCUCGACGUGCCCGAGAAGAUGGUGCGCGAGCUGGAGAACCAGGCCAAGGAGAGCGCGGAGAUCGGAGCCGGAGACGACUUCAUCCCCUGCAAGAAGGAGAAGAUGGAGAUCAAUGAACACAAGAAGUGCCGCACGGACGAGAAUGAUAACGACGACUCGGAUCCCGUCACGCCCACGGUCCAGACGCCCGUCAAGAGACCCGAAGGCGAAGGCAACAAGGAGAACGCAGCGCCACCUCCCUCGCUCACAGCGCCUCCUGCAGAGAAGCCGAGCCUGGCCCGUGUGACGUUCAGCGGCGUGGACGAGGUGGUUGUCCGCAGGCAUGACAGCCCUCAGCGCCGCAGGGAGAAGGCCGCCUUCCGCAAGUCCGUCCCGCAAGCGUCCUGCGGUUCCUCGGCCAGGGCUAAGCUCGGCUCUCCUGAUGGGGGAGAGUUCGAUGUGUACACCAUGGAGACGGCGAUGCCCAAGAUCGACUGGGACGCCAUCGAGGCCCACCUCAAGGCCACGAAGGAGGAGGAACGGCGGCGGCGCAAUGACCGAGAGGAGAUUCGGCGAAAACUGGCCAUGGGGGUGGAUGACGACCAGUUCAUGGAGAGGCCAUAUCGCAAGCCAUCACUACAUUCCCGUUUACAGAGUGGUAUGAACCUACAAAUAUGUUUCAUGAAUGAGACAGCCAGUGACUGUGAAAGCCAAUGCUCAGACACAGAAAGUACUCAAGAUAGAGAAAUAGAAACAGAUCGGGUCUCGACCACAUCUUCAAACAGCAAGGCUUCAACUCCACAACCAACAAGGACUCGGACGUCAAACUCUGAAUCUGAUAUUAGGGAGAAGGAGGUUGAUUUCUUCGCACGGCAAGCACAGCUGCAAGCAGAGGCUCGCUUGGCGCUUGCACAGGCAAAGGAAAUGGCCAGAAUGCAAAUGGAGAUUGAGAAGCAGCAGAAAAAGAAGAGUCCCAUUGCAGAGAUUGUGAGGGAGAGCUUCCACAAGAUUGGUGUGCCAUUCCCAGACAGCAAGAGGCGAAUCAGCAGGCAGAUUCUCACAGAUAUGAAUGUUGCACAGUUGCAAGUUAUUGCAAAUGACCUACACACACAAAUUGAAAGCUUGAAUGAAGAUUUAGUCACUUUACUGAUGGAGCGAGAUGACCUGCACAUGGAGCAAGACUCUAUGUUGGUUGAUAUUGAAGAUCUAACCAAACACAUUGGCGCCAAGGAGCUGAGCCUCCAGCGAUCAACAGACAGCAAGGAUGAAACAAAGACGUCCUGGACCACAAGCCCAGCCCCAAGAAACAAAUCUAAUUCGAUGAGACUAAAGAUUAAGAAGUAGUUUGAUGGUCCACCAGCCUAGCCGGUGGCAGCAUAGGCAGGUUAUUCAAUUCCUAUAUGUCAGUGUACUGAUCAACUAGCCAUUAUUAGCUUGGUGGGUUGUCCACAGAGAGAAAGGGAAAUAGUACUCAUGAAUAGUGAGAUUGAAAUAACCAUCGUCUACUGUGCUAGUUCUAGAGUUUGGACUGUCAGAGAUUUUAUCAUUGAACAGGGGGAUGAUUUCAACAGUCAUUUUCACAAAAGUGAGUGAAUGAUCCCAGUAAUAUUAAUAUGAUAGUUAUUUUAUAAAAAGUUUAAUCGCUACUAUAUCAUCCAACUGAUUAACUUUGAGCAGCUGUAUCUUUUGUAUUCAAAGUUUUCUAUUUGUUGAAUAGGUUUUCCUUCUGGCAAGUGGUUACUAGUUUGCAGGGUUAUAUAUAUAUAUA